Messenger RNA from Penicillium manginii, 4488 nucleotides. RefSeq lists its product as uncharacterized. The transcript has a single exon. The record is from RefSeq and is a predicted model, not a curated record. Lineage: Eukaryota; Fungi; Ascomycota; Eurotiomycetes; Eurotiales; Aspergillaceae. The coding region runs from base 1 to 4488 and encodes 1495 amino acids. Gene Ontology annotation, molecular function: catalytic activity.
AUGAUUGACCGACCAGACAUUCUCGCUGCUCAGCUCGACCUCACCACCGAUAAAACUCUGCGCCAGAUUAACCAGUGGAGCCCAAUGUCUCUACAAACAAUUGCUCGCUGCGUUCACGAGGUGUUUGAAGAGCGCGCUGUCCAGACGCCUUCGGCGCCCGCUGUCAGCGCAUGGGACCUAAGCUUGACGUACGCGGAAUUGAACCAAUGGGCAAAUCGCCUCGCACACUAUCUCCAAACUCUCGGUGUUGGACCGGAGGUGCUGGUUCCGCUGUGCUUCGACAAAUCUGCGUUCAAUGUGGUUUCCAUGCUCGCCGUGUUGAAGGCAGGGGGUGCCUUUGUCCCUCUGGAUCCCACUCACCCAGCUGAACGUCACAGGGCCAUUAUUACUGAUACAAACGCACGCGUCGUACUCACGAGUCCUUUGUAUAGCACGCAUUUCAGUGUUUUGGUCUUGGGUGUUGUCAUGGUCGACCUGCAAAACCUCUCUCAGCUGCCUUCCAGCGAGGUCUCAGCAUCAACAGUGAGCCCGUCGAGUGCAGCGGUGGUGAUAUACACCUCUGGAAGCACCGGUAAGGCCAAGGGAGUAGUUUUGGAACAUCGCAAUCUGUGCACGAGUAUGGAAGCCCACGGAUCUGCCUUGAAGAUCGGACCCUCCAGUCGGGUCCUGCAAUUCGCAGCACAUAUCUUCGAUAUUAGCUUGCAGGAUAUCCUGACCACCAUUACGAGGGGAGGCUGUGUCUGUAUCCCCUCACUGCAGCAGCGGGACAACGAUCUGCCCGGCGCCAUCACCAAGUAUCAGGUCAACUGGGCCUGCAUCACCCCGACCGUUGCGGGCCACUUGCUGGAGCCCAAGCUGGUCCCCACGCUCAAGACCUUGACCUUGGCAGGCGAAGCAGUCUCGCAGCGCGUUGUAGAUAUCUGGUCUCCAGCAGGCGAGACGAAGCUCGAAAGCUUCCAUAAUUGCUAUGGCCCCGCCGAAUGUACCGUCUACUGCUCAUGGAAUGGCCGCGUCGGCCAGGAGAGCAAACCGUUCAACAUCGGCCACAGCCUGGCGAGCCGACAUUGGGUAGUCAACGCCGAUAAUCACAACAUCCUUCAGCCCAUCGGAAGUGUGGGCGAGCUGGUGGUGGAAGGGCCGCUGGUUGCGCGAGGUUACCUGAACGACGCUGCCAAAACAGAGGCCUCGUUCAUCACAAACCCUGCCUGGGCCGCGGCGGGUAACGAGACCAAUCGGAGAAUGUACCGCACUGGCGACCUGGUCCGGUAUACGAGCGAUGGGUCGCUCGAUUAUCUGGGCCGCAAGGACUUCCAGGUGAAGCUGCACGGUCAGCGCAUCGAGCUAGGAGAAGUUGAGCAUGCGCUCUUGCGCAACGAGCGAGUUCAGGAUGGCGUCGUUCUCUUUCCUCGCUCUGGCAGUGAGCAGCAGCGCCUCGUUGCCAUUGUCUCUAUCCAUUCCAGUGCUGGAUCAGGUUCCAAGACAGCGACUGGCACGACUCGCGUCUUGCAGCCUGUUCAUGCUGACCAAAAGAGAGCCGCUUGCAGGCAGGUUACGGAGGUCAAGGAAGGCCUGAUGAGCCGGCUACCGAACUACAUGGUGCCCUCCGUCUGGAUUGCCGUGCAGGAUAUUCCCAUCAAUGCAUCUGGCAAGAUCGACCGCGCUCAGAUCACAAAGUGGAUCGAGAGCCUGCAGGGAGCGAAGCGCAGUGAGUGGGUCAUCGACACAGAAGAAGAGCACCUUCCUGCCCAGAGCGGCGCCGCACUGCAGACCUCGAAACAGUGCCAGCUGCGCAAUAUCGUUUCCCAGACCCUCAACUUGUCACCAGAGAGAGUGCGCUUCAGCCGUUCAUUCCUGGGAUUGGGCGGAGACUCUAUCACCGCCAUGCAGCUGGUCGCCGUGGCUCGUGGACAGGGGCUUGCCGUCAAGGUGAAAGAUGUACUACGCAGCAGAUCGCUCACUGCCUUGCUGGAUCGGGUUCUGGAGGCCUCGCCAACAGCAGAGGCCGGGCAGAUAUCCGAGAGCAUAGAUUUGCCCUUCCCCCUGGCACCAAUGCAGCGCCUGUUUAUGGACAUGUCUCAAGAGCCCGAGACACACUUCAACCAGAGCUUCUUCCUCCAGCUUCAAUGCCGCAUAUCGGAGUCGGAAAUGCUGCACGCAGUCAACGAGAUCGCUCACCGUCACAGCAUGCUCCGAGUGCGCUUCAACUACAAGAAUGAUACCUGGGAACAGCGAAUUCUUGCGCCAACUCGCGAGGCUUAUCGGUUUACUACACAUCACGGGGUGACCUCGGAGGAGAUUGCGACAAUCCUAUGCACAAGCCAGAAGUCUCUUGAUCUCGUUCAAGGCCCGGUGUUUGCAGUAGAUUUCAUUGAUAAUGGCAAUGAGCGACUUCUAUACCUGGUGGCGCACCAUCUGGCCAUUGAUCUUGUUUCCUGGCGUGUCAUCCUGGGUGAGCUGGAAUUACUCUUGGGUGGGAAAUCCCUGCCAUCUCACCGACCCUUCCCCUUCCAGACAUGGGUUCGACGCCAGAUCGAGCGCGCUGAGCAGUUGGAAGUGGCCAAAGAACUUGGAUUUUCCAUCCCCGCAGCCGACUUUGCGUACUGGGGAAUGGACAACCGGCCCAACACGUAUGGAGACACAAUUCGCGAGGGAUUCACCCUCGACCCCUCCGUCACUCAAUCCAUUCUCCAGGACUCCAAUAGAGCAUGGAACACGGAACCCGACGACAUCUUCCUGGCCGCAUUCUUAUCAUCUAUGGCUCAGACCUUCCCCAGUCGUCUCGAGUCUUUGCCGGCCAUCUUUGUGGAGAACCAUGGACGAAAGGCCUGGGACGACACCAUUGAUCUCGCCCAGACUGUUGGCUGGUUUACGACCAAGUCGCCUGUCUCCGCGCGUCAUAGCGACCUGCAGAGCCCGGCUGAGUCGGUCUACAAGGUUAAAGACCUGCGCAGGAGAGUUUCGCACGGGGGCCUGAUGUACUUUAUGUCGCGCUUCCUGACUUCAGGCGGCCAAGAGGCAUUCGGCCAUCACUGGCCCAUGGAGAUCCUGUUCAACAACCUGGGCCAGUACCAGCAGUUGGAGCGUACCGACACUCUCCUCAAGCCCCACGCACCUGUUGCUGGAGUUUCGGAUGUGAGCCCCCGCGCCACACGGCUUGCCCUGAUCGAAGUAUCCGUGGUGGUGGUGCAGGGGGCUGCGCGGUUCGACUUUGUCCUCAACAAGCACAUGAAACAUCUGGAUCUAUUUGCCCGCUUUGUCCAGAACUACGAAAAGUGUCUGACUUCACUCGCCAGCGAGCUGCCUACGAUGCAGCCCCAGCGGAGUCUCUCCGACUUCCCCCUGCUGCCCUCGCUCACCUACCGCGGACUGGAUCGGUUAAACCAGGCACUCGGCGACCUGCAGCCCCUCGUCGAGGACAUUUACCCUUGCUCUCCCAUGCAGGAUGGCCUUCUGCUGAGCCAGAGCCAGUCGCCGGGAAAUUACCAGAUAAGCUUCACCUACGCUUUGCAUGCCCCAGAGGGUGCUCCCGUCCACGUCGAUCGCCUUCAAAAGGCCUGGCAGCAGGUCGUCAGCCGGCACGCCAUCAUGCGCACAAUCUUUGUCGACAGCGUGUCGGAUGAGAGUGCGUAUCUGCAGGUGGUUCUCAAGAAUAUGGAUGCGUUUGCUCUUCCAGAAAACCGAGGCUUUGCUCAACCAGACCACAGCCUGGUCAUCUCCAACAGCGGUGCAGCGCAGACGAUUGUCGAGCUGAGGGUGAACCACGCCCUGAUCGACGCAGUAUCCGUCGGCCUCUUGCUGCAUGAACUACAGGCCGCUUACGAUGAAGCUUUUCUGUCUACGGAAGCCCCUGGAUAUCAGAACUACAUUCGCUUCCUUCAGGCAAAGGAUCGGAAUGCGGCGGAUGAGUACUGGGCCAGGUAUGUCUCUGGCGUCGAGCCCUGCAUACUGCCCCCAAUGCCAGACGCGUCAAGUCAGGAGAAACAACUGCGCUCCUUGGAAAUCCCACUAGACGAGAUCACCCAGAGCCUCCGCCACUUCUGCGAGCUGCACGAAACGACCGUCGCCAACUUCUUCCAUGCAGUCUGGGCCCUCGUCCUCCGCACUUUCGCCGCAUCAAACAAUGUCUGCUUUGGCUACCUCGCCGCAGGCCGAGAGGCCGCAGUACCGGGCAUCGAGAGCAUUGCUGGCCCCUUUAUUAACCUUCUUGUUGGCCGCUUUGAUAUGGAUGAAGCCAAUACCGUUUUGGAUGUGGUGAAGCGUGCCCAGUUGGACUAUGCGGCAGGCCUCGAGCACCAGCAUUACCCACUGGCGAGCCUGCACCAUUAUCUGAAACUCGAAGGGGCUCCCCUGUUCAAUACUAUCAUUUCCGUGCAGCGUAGUGCUUCGCAAGCGACAGAUAUCGCUUCCCAUCAGCCGUCUUUGACCUUUGAGAGCGUCAAGUCUCAUGAUCCCACCGAGGUAAGGGCUGCUCCCAUCGAGAAUAUAUAA